UCUCUCUCUUCUUCUUCUUCUUCUCUCUCUGUCCCUAUAUCUCUAAUCUAUCAUAUUCUAUUCUAUUUUAUUCACUCCUCACGACGACCUUAAAAGCCUCAAACCCACAUCAAACUCUUGCUCCUUUUUCAUUGUUUUCUCCAAAUCCAUGGCGGGUGAUUUGCACGCGCUGCCCAAUUCCAACAGCGGCGGUGCCAGUAAGGAGAGCUCGAAGAAGGCGAAAGACAAGAGGAAGAAGAAGAAGCGUGGUGGUGGCAAGAAGAAGAUGACCGUUGAGCAGACUCUGGCGUUCAAGUCGGUGAGCGAGUGGAUUUCUCAGGACCAGUUUUCUUCUCCCACUGCUGCUUCUUGCCUUGUUGACGAUUUUGGGGUUCAGAAGAGUCUCGGCAGAGGUGGGGAGAAGCUGGUCUUCGAAUUGCAUUCUCAUUCCAAAUGCAGUGAUGGGUUUUUAUCGCCUUCCAAGCUCGUUGAGAGGGCUCAUGGAAAUGGGGUGAAAGUUCUUGCUCUGACAGAUCAUGAUACAAUGUCUGGCAUUAGUGAGGCUCUAGAUGCGGCUCGUAGAUUUGGGAUGAAGAUAAUCCCAGGUGUUGAAGUUAGCACAAUUUUCUCCCCAAGAGGAGACUCUGAAUCGGAUGAACCAGUACAUGUCCUUGCAUAUUACAGUAGCUGUGGACCAACAGGUUGUGAGAAGCUGGAGAAUUUUCUAGCUAAUAUAAGGGACGGUCGGUAUCUUCGUGCGAAGAAUAUGAUUGCAAAAUUGAACAAGCUCAAGUUAUCUCUUACAUGGGAACAGGUUGCUAGAAUUGCAGGCAAGGGAGUUGCUCCUGGGAGGUUGCAUGUGGCACGUGCUAUGGUUGAAGCAGGUCAUGUGAUGAAUCUGAAAGAAGCUUUUAGCCGAUAUCUUUUUGAUGGUGGACCUGCUUAUUCUACGGGAAGUGAGCCUCUUGCCGAGGAAGCAGUGAAAUUGAUAUGUGAUACAGGAGGCGUGGCAGUGUUAGCUCACCCUUGGGCAUUAAAAAAUCCAGUGGCCAUUAUUAGGAGGUUAAAGGAAGCUGGCCUUCAUGGGAUAGAGGUCUUCAGAAGUGACGGAAAGCUAUCUGUCUACAGUGAUCUAGCUGAUACUUAUGGUCUUCUGAAGAUUGGAGGGUCAGACUAUCACGGACGAGGUGGACAUGGCGAAUCUGAACUAGGCAGCGUGAACCUUCCGGUGUUGGUUCUGCAUGACUUUCUCAAAGUAGCUCGGCCCAUAUGGUACAGUGCCAUCAGAGACAUUUUAGAGAAAUGUGCUGAAGACCCUUCAGAUUCAAACCUAGCGAAAGUUAUAAAGUUUGCAAGGAUACCAACUUUGAAAGGUGGUUCCUCCUUGAACUGCAACAAAGACAUAAUCGAUGGGUGCUUAUCACUGUGGUUGACAAAUGAAGAAAGGCAUAGUGCUGAGUUUGAAGCUAUCAGUUUGAAGCUCUCUCAGAUUUCAUUUAAUCAGGACGGAUCAACCUUACUAUAAAGAGUAAAUAUUCAUGAAAAAUAUGGUAUACAUGUUCCCAUUGUCCUCCAUGUAGUUGAAAUCCAAUUUAUUUUAAGAUUUAUAUUUUUAAAAUUUCUAGUCUUUGUACUAUUGAAGAAAGCAUUAGUUUUUUCUUCUGUUUUUCAUUUUGGGAAGGGAAUGGAAAUUGGCCUACAUGUUACCCAUUGAAGAAUCUCAGAAUGCAAUAGAAACAUAAUUUUUCGCAUUCAAACUUACUUUCUGACAUACUGAUAGUGUAUUCAGUUGAUUGGUAAAAUUAAUCCCCUUCCAUUUGUUUA
Molecule: messenger RNA, 1803 nt
Organism: Humulus lupulus (European hop)
Lineage: Eukaryota; Viridiplantae; Streptophyta; Magnoliopsida; Rosales; Cannabaceae
Exons: 5
Coding region: 149-1504 (451 amino acids)
Molecular function (GO): 5'-3' DNA exonuclease activity; 5'-3' RNA exonuclease activity
Source: RefSeq, a predicted model, not a curated record